CUUCCGCACUUGGCCCGGCGCUUGAACAAGUGGUGGAACCAGGCAGCUACGUUAUUUGCGUAAAUCGACAUUGGUGGUUCAUUCAUUUGCGGCACUGUCACAGGGCGGUGGUACAAGCUUGAUCACACUAGGCGGAACGUAUCAGAGGCAAAAUGUCGACACGACGGAUCACACAAGAAACGUUUGAUGCUGCUGUGAGGGAAAACAUGGAGGAGUUUGAGAUGGAGCCCGAUGAAGCUUUGCGGGAUGCUGUGGAGCAGUUUGAGUCUCAAGAUGUGGACCUCAGUUGUAUAGUAAAAGCUGUACCAGUUGCGUCAUCUGAUGAUAACCAAGAGGAGCAAACGCACGAGAUAUUACAGGCUUUGGAUUCCCUCAGAAUUAGAAGAGACUCUGAUACUAUUACAGAAGUGAUAGCAGACAUUAAAUGCUUCACUGAGCAGUGCUCACUUGGAUUUGCCCAGAGGUACCUGGCUGCUCAAAAAGAUGCUUACCCCAUCAUCCUCUCCUACUGCAAAAGAAGUGUGGAGGAGCAGGAGACUGUGUUGGCCGCUCUGUCUGCUUUAGCUGCACUGACGGAUGGACAGCCAGACUUGUUGGAUGCAGAGGGCCAGCAGUUCCUGUUGGAUGUGCUCAAGAAGUACAGGGAAGAUUUGUCAGUGACAAGUGUAGCGAUCUUGACUGUGCGCCGUUGCUGUUUGAAACAUGAACAAAACAGGCAGGAUUUGGUCAAAGCUGGAGUCUUGCCCCUACUGACCACUGCUGCCACGCGACAUAGCGACUCUGCAGAGUUGGUGAAGGAAGUGUCUGCAGCUCUCAGGGUCCUGACCUUUGAUGAUGAUGUGCGAGUUACAUUUGGGCAAGCUCAUGAACAUGCCAAGAUGAUUGUUCUUGAGCAUAAUGGACUGAAGGUCUUAAUUGAGGCCGCAAAAGCUCAUCUUGAUAAUUCAUCUGUCCUGAGUGAGCUCUGUGCAACUUUGGCCCGUCUGGCUGUCAGGAAUGAGUUCUGCCAAGACAUCUGUGAUCUGGGAGGGUUAAGACUCAUGAUGAGGUUGCUUGCGGACUCCUAUGAGAUAGCGGAGUUGGUUCGACAGGUCCUAAAUGCAAUACGAGCUGUUGCAGGAAAUGAUGAUGUGAAAGAUGCGGUUGUUAAUGCUGGUGGAGUCCAGCUGAUUGUUAUUGCCAUGAACAGGCACACAAGCAACUCUGCUGUGUGUGAGCAGGGCUGUGCUUGUCUUUCUGUCCUUGCGUUGCGUAAACCAAACCACUGCCAAGUCAUCAUGGAGAAUGGAGGUGCCCUGGCUGCAGUGCAAGCUAUGAAAGUACACACUGGUGUGGUUAAUGUGCAGAAACAGGCAUGUAUGCUGUUGAGGAACCUCGUUUCACGUACUCGCGAAUACAGCCAACUGAUCCUGGAGAUGGGAGCAGAGGCCCUGAUAACUCAGGCACACAACACCCACCGAGACAGUGAUGAUGUGUUCAAAGCAGCCCUUAGAGAUUUGGGAUGCCAGGUGGAGCUUCGAGAGCUGUGGACAGGCAAAUCUGGCAACCUCACCAGAGACUAGUGAGCUUUGCAAACAAAUGUAAUUUUCAGUUUUGUAUCAUGUCUUCAUUGGUUAUUAAAUGUGAGUUUUGUGCCAUAGAUAAUUAUACAUUUAUUUGCUGCUCAUUUCCAUGUUGGCAGAACCAACUUUUAACAUCUAUUAAAUGCCUUAUAAUGUUUAUUUAUAUUUAACAUUGCUACUUUUGUUUUCCCAUUUUUUUUUAUGCAUUGCCCAUGUGUAAAACUGAAAUUUAGACCAAUCACAACAAUAUAUUCAACAUGAACAUGACAAAACUGUCUUUGGGUUGAUACUUCUAGUGUACUUUAUUUUAUGUCCUCUACAUUAGGGGUUCCCAACCUUUUUUCCUUGAAGCCCCCCUUGCUCGUGUCCAGGACAAACCAGGCCCCCCGACCUGAACCCUUGUCCAGGGCACGCACACAAAAAGGAAUAAAGUAAAAAUAUGCAUAAUUGCAAAAUCAUAUGCAAAAUUAAACAGUAGUUGUAGGUUUUUCUUCCUAUUCUCACAGUGUGUAUGGAUAAAAAACUGUUCUGUUCUUCCAUUAAAUCAAAACCAUGGUA
Molecule: messenger RNA, 2120 nt
Organism: Solea solea (common sole)
Lineage: Eukaryota; Metazoa; Chordata; Actinopteri; Pleuronectiformes; Soleidae
Gene: armc6
Product: armadillo repeat containing 6
Exons: 8
Coding region: 153-1562 (469 amino acids)
Biological process (GO): hematopoietic progenitor cell differentiation
Molecular function (GO): protein binding
Source: RefSeq, a predicted model, not a curated record